Molecule: messenger RNA, 3761 nt
Organism: Caenorhabditis angaria
Lineage: Eukaryota; Metazoa; Nematoda; Chromadorea; Rhabditida; Rhabditidae
Source: the annotation of a GenBank genome assembly
AUGGUUGAACCAGUCAAAAUCUCAUUUGGAGUGAAAAGAAAAGAUGAUAAUAAAGUGAACUCUGCAACAAUAUCGAAAGUCGUGGUAGAUGGUGAGUUUUCCUUGUGAGAUUUUGGAAAAAAUGUGAUUUUUGAAUUUUUCAGUGGAAGCUGAUAGUGAUGAAGAACGGGAAAGAGAAGAGGAAGAACGACAGGCGAAACGAAGGAAAAUGACACAUUUUGAUGAAGGAUCCAUUGUGUAAGUUUUGAUAUUUGAGAAUUUGAAAACCUAAGCGCCAUUUUCAAAAUAGUUAAUUUCAGCGGCGAUGAAGAUAAACAAAAGGAAGUUGCUGUAAUUCCAAUGGUUAUUGAGCAUGAUUGGAGAACUCAAAAAUUGCUAGAAAAAGAGAAAGAAGGAACACUUACAGAUGAGGAAAAAGCAAAACUCGCUUUGUUAGUUGGAACUUCGAAUGAAGAAGAAAACGACACUUCGAACAAAAAUGGAGCUGAAAAAAUCACAAUCAGUAAUGGAGUGGAAACUGCAGAGGAUGCUGAUUAUUCAGCAAUUCCUAUAGAAAAUUUCGGACUUGCAAUUCUUCGAGGAUGUAAUUGGAAAGAUGGUGAUGGAAUAGGUAAAAAUCCACAAAAAGUUGCAUUGAGGCUACCAGCUCGAAGGCCACCUGGAUUAGGACUUGGAGCAACUCCCAAAAACCCUUCAGCAACUGGAACAAAAAACGAUGGCGAUAAUAAGAAAGAAGAAGUGGUCGAGAUCAAAAAAGGAACAUGUAUCAAAAUCAUCGAUGGAAGAAGUAAAGGUUUAUAUGGAAAAGUUGAAGCCAGAGAUGAUGAUACAAAUAGUUUAUUUGUGAGAUUGGCUAUUGGAUCGAAAUCCAUCAAAGUUAGCCUAUAUUCUGUCCAAGGAAUUAGUGUGAAAGAAUAUGAAAGAGAUGCCAAAUGUUUGAGUAAGUUAUCUUAUAUAUUAUUUCCCGAGGUGUCCUUCCGCGGAGCAAAAAGAAUAAACUCGUUUUUAUCCUGAAAAAAAUCAAGGCCACGUCCCUUAUCUGAUGAACCAUUUAAUAUUCAGAGAGGAGUAUUUUAAUCAUUUCUUAAUGUUUCCUUAUUCCAAAAUAGUUGAUGUACCAAUUCAUGGGUGUGAGUCGGGUUACUGUAGGCGUCAAAGUUUCAAAGUGUCAGUAGUCUAAGUUUCAAAUACUGAAUAAUUGUUUCGAAUAAAAAUAAUAAUAGUUAUUUCCGAUAUGAAUUCAUAAUUCGAAUGUGAGAGUUUUGUUAUAAUUUUAGUUUUGUAUAGUUUUGAAGAAAAUUUUGAAAAAAAAGGAAAAGUAAGUAACUCAAUCUCAAAAGUAGAUGAUCUCAAAAACUGCGAUUUCCAGAUAUUCCAGAUGAACAAUAUUUUAGCUAAAUUGAUUAUUAAAAAGGUAGAUAAGCUUGAAUUGUGUUGUGUUUUGUGGGUCCUUUUUAUCCAUGAAAAUUAGAAGCUUCUCUAGAUUUCAAUGUUUUUGGCAGUUUUUCAAAAAUUGUAAUCUUUUUUUAUUGAAUUUCGAUGAUCAAACUAAUUCAAAAUAAGAGACAAACUGAUUAGAAAAAAAAUGUGAAGUUUCAUGAAAAGGACAAUUUAUCCCAUAUUUCUCAUAAAAAUUCCUACAUUCUUGAGAGUCCUCCCUUUUUUCUGAAAAAAAUUCAAAAAGAAGGGUUUUGGAAUGAAAGAGGUUGUUAGAAAAUUAGGCUCACAAAAAAAUUAUGUCAAAAUUAUGACUCUACUUUGAAAGGAAAAGCAACUUUUGAAGUGAAGUUUGAGCUACGAAAAUAUCAAUACGCCUUAAUUUUUGAAAAAUCCACUUACAUUUUGUUUCAACAUUUUCCUUUCACAAACAAAAAAUGGAUCUGAAUAGGACAAGAUGGGUUCAGGAACACUUUUUAAAAAAGUUCAAAAAUUGUAUUAUCAGAAAAAAUAAGGGUUGCAAAUAUGGAAAGGGUUUUUCAAACUAUGAUAGGGUUUUGAUUUUUUCGUGACUUAAAUCAAAUUUCAAAAUUUGCUUUUCAACGUAGUUUAGUGUUUCAUGUAAAAUUGAGAUAUUCAAAAUCUAAUUUUUAACUUUAAUUAAUGGUGUGAGGAUUGAGAGAUUUGGCCGAGAGUCAUCUGCCGAGGGUUGUGCUUGCAUAUCAGGGCUGGUCGGAAGUGACUUUUCGGAAUUCCGACUUUUUCUUUCGUAUUUUUUUUUUCGGAAUUUCCGAAGAAAUUCGGAAGUGUUUCGGAAGUUCUAAUACGCAGGAAAAAGUGAAAACGACAUUUUUCGAAGAGUAAUUUCGAUUAAAAAAAGUCGAAAGUAGAAAAAGUCGGAACGAGAGUCGAAAUUCAAGCAAUUCCGAUUUGUUUUUCUCGGAAGUGCUUCCGACCGAACUGCACUUCCGAAAAAACGUCGAUUUUCGGAAUUUCGGAAAUCCGAUAUUCCGAUUCCGACCAGCCCUGUUGCAUAUGACUCACAAAAUUCGAUUGUUGUAUAAAAAAUAUGAGAUAAGAUGCUAGUGUUAGGUGUGGACAAGGCAGCCGAAGGCUGCCUGUAACGGUUCGCAGCCGCAGGCUGCGUAACACAAGAAUUUUGCCGCCGGAGGCGGCUAUAAAUUCUUGUCUUUCUUAUAUUUUAAAAGGUGAUCUGUCUGUCCGCUUGACCUACUUUUGUGCCCUAGAUUUAAGCUUAAAUAAUUUGACGUGAAGUUUUUGAGUUAAUUAAAAAAGUUAUCGUACGAUUCAUCAUUUUUAUCCAUAAAUUUGAGCUAAAUUUGAAAAUCGAGAAUUCGUAGUGACUCCGAAACGACGAUUUAUCAUUUUUUUCCAUAAAAUUUAGAUAACAAAUCUAUUCUUUUGGAAAUUCAUGAUUUCAGUCUGAAAUUAAUAUAGGAAGCUUGCAUAUUAGCAAGAAAUGACCAAUCUUAUGAAUGAUUUGAAACAUCUGGACAGUGUUAAAACUGUUUGCCAAAAAUUAUGAAAAUUCAUGAUAUAUUACUGUAGGAUACGGAAAUAGUGUUCGGCUGCGUAUCAACAAGAAUGAAUACCGGCGUUACCCGGUCUUUUCAUUCUUGUAACUUUUUAUAUCAGGUAGCGCACAUUUCUUUUUUAUAGAUAAAGCUGAAUAUGACAAAGAAAAGGAGAAGAUUGAGAAACAAAGAGAGGAAAAAGAGGUGAAACAUUUGAAAGAACCUUCAACAUCCACUGCUGAAAAAUCAGAAACAUAUUCGUCUUCGAAAAAAGAGGAGCUUUGGGUUCGAGCAGAUUUGUUAGUUCGAUUUAUAGACAAAGAAUAUAAACACGGGAAAUUAUAUAAUCAAAAAGUUCGGGUUGUUGAUGUAGCUGGAAUUCGUGAUGUUACAAUUGAGGAUGAUCGAGGAAACACGUUUUAUAGUUAGUUUAAUUUUUGGAGCGGGCUUCAAAUGUGAGAAAAAACUUUAAAAACAGUGUUUUCUUUGUAAAUUCAUAAUCUUCAUAAAAUAUUGUUUCAGAUAUAAAACAAUCGUGGCUAGAGACUGUGAUUCCACGAAAUAUUGGUGAAAAAUUGAUGAUUGUUGGCAGGAAAAAUGGUGGAAAAUUGGCGAUUAUGAUUGAUAAGGAUAAACGGAAGGAAAAAGUGACGGCAAAGUUAUUACAAACUUCAGAGGUCAGUUUUCCCCAUCUAGAUUUCCAAAAUUCAAUCUUUUUUUCAGACACUUUCCGUGUAUUUCGAAGAUGUUUGUGCUGUUAGUGUGAGACAUGAAGAAGAUUAUGAAUAA